This is a messenger RNA of Pestalotiopsis fici W106-1, 1749 nucleotides long. RefSeq lists its product as uncharacterized. Gene Ontology annotation, molecular function: N,N-dimethylaniline monooxygenase activity; flavin adenine dinucleotide binding; NADP binding. The coding region runs from base 1 to 1749 and encodes 582 amino acids. Lineage: Eukaryota; Fungi; Ascomycota; Sordariomycetes; Amphisphaeriales; Sporocadaceae. The record is from RefSeq and is a predicted model, not a curated record. The transcript is spliced from 6 exons.
AUGCCGUCCGCUCGUGCCAUGGAAAUCUCUGGUGCGCCCGACCCUGGUUAUAUCCCCCCGUCGGAUGCCGCCCACGACAACACAUGGUACAACCAAGACUUUGAUGGGUACCGCAUCUCGGAGCAUCCGCUCUUUGAAAAGAGACGGCUCCGGGUCGUGUGCGUGGGCGCCGGCGCCACUGGCCUUCAGCUGGCCUACAAGGCGGAGCGGGCGCUGGAGGAGGUCGACCUUCAGAUUUACGAGAAGAACGCCGAUGUGGGCGGUACCUGGCUCGAGAACCGCUACCCAGGCUGCGCGUGUGAUAUCCCGAGCCACGCGUACCAUUUUACCUGGGCCCGUAAUCCCGAUUGGACUUCCUACUACUCGAGCUCGGAAGAGAUAUGGCGAUAUUUCAAGGACGUUGCUGUCCGGUUCGACUUGGAAAAGUACGUCAAGCUGAACACUUCGGUCCGGAGCGCCACGUGGGAUGAAUAUGAAGGGAAAUGGCAUCUAGAAAUUUCGAGUUCCAACGGAUCUGAUUUCAUCGACUCGUGUGAUAUUCUGAUCUCGGCGUCUGGCAUUCUCAACUCGUGGAAGUAUCCAAAUAUCCCUGGACUGGACGAGUUUGGUGGCAAGCUGAUGCACUCUGCGCAGUGGGACGAGUCUUAUGUCUUUGACGACAAUGUUCGUGUGGCCGUCAUUGGCGGAGGGAGCUCUGGCGUCCAAAUUAUACCGUCUCUUCAGCCCAAGGUACAAAAGUUGGUCGCCUUCCUGCGCUCCCCCGUGUGGGUGACGACUGGAUUCGGUGCCAAGCACGCGGCCCCGGGAGGAACGAAUUUCGAUUACUCUGAGGAGCAGAAGGGUGCUUUUCGGGAGGACCAAUCUCUCCAUCUCAAAUACUGCCGGGACGUGGAAGGAGAGCUCAAUAAGCGCUUCAACCUGAUGCAUCUGCACUCGGAAGACCAACGGAGCUCGAGAAAACUCAUUGCCGAUAUCAUGGCCGACAAGAUCAAUGACGAGGCGCUGACGAAGCGAAUGGUCCCCGACUUUGCUCUUGGGUGCCGCCGAAUGACUCCCGGGUCGGGCUACCUGGAAUCCUUGACCAAGCCAAACGUCGAGGUCGUUCAUGAGAGCGUCGUCAGGCUGACCAGGACGGGAGUCGUGGACGCUGCCGGCGUAGAGCACGAAGUGGAUGUUGUGGUCUGUGCCACUGGUUUUGAUACGUCCUUUGCACCUCAUUUCAAGGUCACUGGAAGGCACAAUGCGGACAUUGCAAGGCAACUCGGUGACUUUCCCCGAGGCUAUCUUGGCAUGGCAGUGGCAAGUACUCCCCAUAUCAGCCUCAUGCUUGGCCCGAAUAGCCCAGUAAGCCAUGGCAGUAUCCUUCCCAUCAUGGAAUGGGCCACUCGUUACAUAUUCCAAAUCAUCACCAAGAUGCAAACAGAGAACAUCAAAGCGGUCGAGCCCAAAUCAAAGGCCGUCAAGGAGUACUAUAACCAUACGCAUGAGCUCAUGAAACGGCUUGGCUGGUCCUCUCCCUGUCGGUCAUGGUUCAAGAAUGGAAAGAUUCACGGGCCCGUGACGGCCAUUUACCCGGGCUCGCGACUCCACUGGUUCGAAAUGCUGAAAAAUGUUCGAUGGGAGGACUAUGAAAUUGAUUACAUAACGGAGAAUAGAUUUCAGUUCAUGGGUAACGGAUUCAGUCAGACGGAAUGCGACCCUGCAGGUGACCCGGUGUGGUACUUUGACGAUCCAUUUACCAAGAUCUAG